UUCUUGUGGCAACUGCAACACUGUUUUGUGUUUGUGUUUUUUUUAUGCAGGCGUCGGCGUCGAUUUUACCCUAAAUUCAAGUGCAAAUUAAAUACUAUUAUACGAUUCAGCGGUACGAAAUGGACUGCAAGAUGGACAGGCGAAAGAAACGAACUUCGUCGGAGCAAUAUCAAAUGUACAUAGAUAUGAUGGAAUCAGAUUCAAUUUUUGCCACUGGCCGAGUGCCGCGCGAUUAUGAUCUAAAUUAUUUGACGAAAAAAUGGAAAGAGCUCUCCGAUCGUCUAAACAAAUGCAGUUCCGGCCCCACGCUGACGCCAGAGGAAUGGCGCAAGCGCCUUAACGAUUGGAAGAACACAACUCGCUGCAAAUACAGACGCAGUUUGAUGUCGACGGAGAAGGACAUCUCGAUGACCACACUCGAGACACGGGCUCUGGAUCUUUUUGGCAAAGUUCCCAGCGUCACGAAUGACUCGAUUCUGAAUCUAAAGUCAGAAAAACAAGAAUUGGAAGAUGAUCUGGAUGAGCUGGGCCAACGCACAUGCACAUCGGCCUCGUUUCAAAAGGAGUUGCAAGCUGCCGUCGAAGAGGCCAUCAACGAUGAAGUCGACGAUGAUGAAAUGGUCGAGGAGCAUGUCGAGCAAGAGGAUUUGCUUGAGGAAAAUUUGGGCGACAAUGGCGAUGGAUUGGAUACCACAGAUGAAGCAACCACAGCUGUCAACACAGGCGGAGGCACAUAUCGCACAAUUGUCGUGGACAAUACAGCCUACGAGCAGGUGGAGGAUGAUCACCAACAGCAAACCGUGCUACAAUCUCAUCCUGUGGAAUAUGUUACCACCACACAGCGGCCAGUUAGGCAGGUCAUCAACACUUCCACUGGCGGCACCACGCAAAAACUUAUCAAUGGAGAACUGCCAGUUAAGCGUAUGCGCACCCAGCCCAGAGAUCAAAUCAUCUACGAGGUUAAAAAUGCAACACGAUGUAUUACCAAUAUACAAGCGGCCCCGCUGCACAAUUCCAAACUGGAAAGGGAUACCACCACGACCAGCACCACGAUUACACCGUCUCUGGGCUCAGUGCUGAGUAGUCACGAUGCUCAGCAAAUAGCUCAGCAGCUCAAGCGUUUGGCCGAUAUCAACUAUGAGACACUGCAGUUCGAGAUUGCGCGCUUCAAGUUUAACAAUCCAGGAUUUCAGUAUAAUCCACCGUCCUUAUAGUGUACCAGGCAGCAACAGCAGGAGCAGGAGCAGGAUCAACUGCAGCAGCAGCAGCAGCAACAACAACAGCAGUAGCAUUAGCGGCAUUACUCGCAUCACCAUCCGCCAUUAUAGCCGGAAUAGUAGCAAUAUGUCUUAGUUUCUCGGGGCAUUUGGCCAACUUUGUAUUGUACAUUUGCAACUCGCCCCCGCCCCCCAUACCAACAACAACAACCACAACAACAAAUAAAAAAAACCCAUCAUAAAUUAUAGUAGCCAGUUUAGUGUAAAAUUUAAAUAGAUUUUUAUUAAAUCAACACAAAAAACAAAAACUCAAAAAAAAGAUCAGAACAAAACAAAAAAGUUAUACAAAAAAAAAAAAAAAAAACAAAUAUUUCAAUUACAAAUUAACCCUAUUUGUAUAUUUAUUGAACAAUUUGUCAUGAUUAUACAUACCUAGUUUAAAUUAAGCAAAACAAAAGCCAGACAAAAUAAUAAUAAUUAAAACAAAAAAAGAAUUGUAAAAGUAAUUUUAAAAAGAUCAAGUUGUAUGUAAAAUGUAAAGAAUAAAAAUUUACCAAAUGAUAAAUAA
Molecule: messenger RNA, 1785 nt
Organism: Drosophila willistoni
Lineage: Eukaryota; Metazoa; Arthropoda; Insecta; Diptera; Drosophilidae
Exons: 3
Coding region: 120-1214 (364 amino acids)
Source: RefSeq, a predicted model, not a curated record